CACUUAGAAAUGGCAGAGACAAACACUACUUUUCUGUUCUAAAAUAUCUCAUUGCAGAGGAGAAUCUGAACUUUAAAGUCACAUGAUGAUGAAACCAUAGGUUUGCUAAACAUGCAACGUGUAUGGUUUGAAUGACUUCAGCCAAGUUCCUGUUUCCCUUACAGAACUGCAUGUUUUUUAGUCAGCAAGCGCCUGGAUUUUUCACCGUGAUGUACAGCAGCUGAAGAAGUUAUUGUAAUACACACACUCUGCUUUCUACAGAAAUAGAAAGGGCUAUAAGCUCCAAACAAUAAUUUCAUCUGACAUUUCUCAGUGAAAGGCUCAGCCUGUUGUUUCUGUGGAACAAUUCCUUGAAAAGUUCAGUUUCAAACAUCACUGAGCAGGAAAUAAGCACAGUGUGGAGAGAAAGAUGACUUCUCACAACAUGACGUGGAUCAGCUACCCAAGCAGAAGCCAGCCUUUCACCUCCCCAGAAGAAAUCGAAGCUGUCAUAGCUUCUCAAAAUAUCAUAUCCAGACUUAUGCACUGUUACAUUGCAUUUUUUGUACCCACAGGAUUAAUAGCCAGCAUAUGUAUUAUGAUCAUUUUCAUAAAGAAUCAUUUGCAGAACAAAAGAACAAGCUUGGACUUACUUCUGCUACACUUCACCAUCAGCAAUAUCAUAAUGAUUUUUUUAUCCUUUACUGUCAUCACUAGACCUGACUAUUUAAUAACAACCCACCUCGCCUGUAGCGUACUGUCAUUUUUUUUCAACUUUGCUUAUUUCAAUUCUCAGUAUGCUUUCAUUUUGACACUCCUCACACUAUUACUGGAGAGAUUUCCACCACGGACUGCUCUCUGCAAAGCCACCCAAAGACCCAUCCUGUGUGUUGGGCUUAUACUCACAUACACCUUGUGUUUGUCUCUGACAGAGGCAGUGCUGGUUGGCACUGAUAAUUAUCAGCUGAAAGCACAUUGCCAGUUGGAUCCUUUAUUUGCGUGGCCUGAAUACGAGAUUGUUAAAUUCACCUUUGGGUUUGGGAUCCCAUCAUUACUCCAGAUCCUCUGUUUUACUGUUCUAUGGGCUAAAGAAGCACCUGCUGGAGCUCCAGCCUUGCAGCAGCACAUCCGUGCUCACCUCGCUGUGUAUGUGAUCAGCGUGACGAUAUUUAUUUGCCGCCUGUUUUAUAACGUCAUGAUUCUCUUCAGGACAACCCUGAAACUACAGAGGAGCAUUGGAACUACGAAGAACGAGCUUGUGAUGAACAUUGCAGAAAUAGUGUUGUUCUGUGAGAGCUGUGCUAGUUUGGCAGUUAUACUCUGUUUUCAUAAACCAUGCAAGGAUGAAGUGCUUAAAGUCAUGCAGAAGUGCCGAAGGAAAACCCGCGCCAACAAUCACCUUGAGAUAGCAGAGACAGCCACGACCCAUCAAAGUGGGUCUCAGUAAUACCUGCUCUUCUAGACAAAUGUCAAUCCACUUCGCUUUUUAGCUUGUGGGUUUUGGUUUGGUUUUUCACUUCCUCAAAAAAAGGGCAAUUGUUCCUUCUUUAGAACCCAAACCUGGCCUAUCUUACAGCUAGCAGUACUGGAAGAAAAAAGAUGGUCAGUUCUAGUACUUACAGUGAUCUGUGAGAAACCUUCCAGGGUCUGGGGCUGUUUGGGGUUUUUUUCAUAUAUACAUAUAUAUUUAAAUCAUCUGGUUUACUGCAAGCAUUUCUUUUAAGUCACGUAGAAAGAUGAGUACUGUUGCCAUAGAGCUGCGCUUCUGUAAUAAUAUCAAUGCCCUAGCAGAGCUGCAAACAAAAAUGUGGCAGAAAGCAACAGUGAAAAAAGGUCAAAAUCCACAGUCAGAGCAUUUUCUCAGGUGUGCUUCCUCCUUUGACUUCUUACCCUUCAAAAUACUUAUUUCUAUAACACCAGUAUAUAACUGGAAUACAUAAUUCCAGUGGCAGCAGCAGAGAAGUUUUUGUCUGAAUUCCUAUACCAAAAAAAAAAGAAAGAAAGAAAAGAAGAAAUCAAAUUAAUGGAAACACGGGUCCAUAAAGAAAAGCUUUGGGUCCUUUGUGAGGCACUGAACUGGAAAGAUCAACAGGAUGGCUAAUUAAAACUUUGUGCAAGAAUGAAAGCCUUUUGUUAAUGUACUCUCAGCUUCCACUUUGCAUUUAGACUUACACAAUUAUUGAUUUAAGCCAUUCCUGAUGAGUUCAUUCAGAAGUAAGAAGUCAUUGGAAGAGUCACAUUCAGUAAUACACUAACUGAAAAACAGAGAAAAGCCAGCCCAGAACAGAAGAACUGAGGUGUAUUUCUAAGAAGGCAAACAAAAACCAAGCCCCAGUUCCUAACUGGAAUCAAGGCUCUGCUGGAGACAAGAUAAAAGCAUUGUACAUUUAGAUAAGAGUUGAUGGGCAAAUGGUGCAAAAAGAGGGAAAAAAUGUGAAUUAGAAUAAAACAGCCGUGGUGCAGGAGUUUGGAUGAAGCCCUGCAGGAUCAGUAGCUGAUGCAGGCUGAGAUGGAGGUGCAGAGCUGUAAAUGCUUGCUUUGAGCAUUGUUACUGCCACCAAAUCUGGCCAGGAGCCACAUUAGGCGUUUGCUUCAGCUUCAUCCUCUUAGAAAGGUGGAGAACACGGAAACAGGAAAAGCACAAAAUUGUACUAAAACUUGGAUAAGGAUGUAGUUUUAGAUAGCAAAGUUAUAAAAAUACAGCACUGU
Messenger RNA from Cyanistes caeruleus (blue tit), 2688 nucleotides. RefSeq lists its product as uncharacterized. The record is from RefSeq and is a predicted model, not a curated record. Gene Ontology annotation, cellular component: membrane. Lineage: Eukaryota; Metazoa; Chordata; Aves; Passeriformes; Paridae.